This is a messenger RNA of Bursaphelenchus okinawaensis, 1534 nucleotides long. NCBI's taxonomy places the organism in Eukaryota, Metazoa, Nematoda, Chromadorea, Rhabditida, Aphelenchoididae. The record is from the annotation of a GenBank genome assembly.
AUGGCUUCUUGGGAUGAGUAUCUCCAGAAUCAGGAGAAUGUGGAUGGAGUUCGCUUCACGUGGAAUAUGUUACCACACUCGAAGGUCGACUCUCAGAAGUUGGUCGUGCCUCCAGGAGUCUUCUUUGCUCCGCUGAAGGUAAAUUUUUUAUUUUUUCUUGAUUUUAGAUAAAACUACAGCAAUUGAAGUUUAUGAGGUUCUAAAAGACGUUUUACAAGAAUAUACAUUUGUUUGACAUGCAUAACAUUAUAAAUCUUGAGUUUUUUGAUGAUUCAUGCUAUUUUUGAUUUUAAAAUGUAAAUGGAUGUAAAAGAAGAGAUGUUUAGCAUGCUUUUAAAAAGUUAUGUGAGGUUUUAAACUUUAAUUUUGUUUAGGAAAGACCAGCCGAACUUCCACCUCUACCUCCUCUAGAAUAUGAUCCCGUGUUGUGUCAAAAGCCACAAUGUAAAGCUGUGUUGAAUCCUCUAUGGUACGCUGACAGUCAGAUAUACUUCUUUCUUAUUUUUUACAGUUAUAGUGAGAAGCUUUACAUUUUCAACGCUUGAAAAACUUGGAUUUAGCUAGUUUUGUAUGUUAAUAUAGGGACUUUUAUUUUUUUUUAAUCUUUAUGGCUUUACUUUGGACUUAAACUUUUGUAACAACUUUAUUAGCAUAUUAUUUAGAUAAAUUAGGUUAGUUGAUUAUUUUGUUGCAAAGCUAUGUUGAUAUCAACUAAAUUUAACUGAAAAAUGUAUUACAAUAUAGCCUAAACACAUAUUUUUACGUAAAAUAAUUUUGUUACUUUUAGUAUUGUUGAUUACCGAACGAAAGCAUGGACAUGUGCGAUUUGCCAUAACAGAAAUGCAUUUCCACCACAUUAUGCUGGUAUUUCCGAGACCAGUCAGCCUCCAGAUCUAAACCCAGCUUUGACCACUAUCGAGUACACUUUGAGAGCAAGUUUUUUUAUUAGUUUGUUUGGUUUUAGGUAAAAUACGUGUAUAAAACCAUUGUUGAUGUAAUGCUGUGUAACGAAAGUUUCUUACAUUUUAGAAGGCCACGACGCUUCAGCCAAUCUUUUUGUUUGUUGUGGACACUUGUGUUGGAGAAAAAGAGCUCAAAUCCUUGAAAGAUUCGAUUCAGAAGGAGUUGGCUACCCUUCCAGCUGAUUGUUUUGUUGGCUUAAUCACUUUUGGUCGUACGGUUGAAUUACGGGAAUUGGAUGCUAAGAAUUUGGGUCGAUCUUACGUCUUUUCGGUAGGUUUACAUAUUUUUUGGGUAAAUUUUCUUUUUUGAAAUGAAAUUGUGAAGAAACGUCUUGAGGGGAAAAGAGAAGGUCAGACCAUGUGAUAUUUGAAGGAGGGAGAGGGGUAUUUUUUGUAGAUUCUUUGGAAAAUUUUAGAAAUUUUGGAAAAAAAAUUUGAGAUUCAUACCUAAAAUAUAACCUUCAGCUUUCUACAACACGAUUACAUACUAUUUUGCAAAACUGCGUGGUUAGCUCUAAAUUUAUAGUCUCCAAAACGUAGAUUAAUUUAAUUUGUAGGGCUGGUUAGUUUGA